GGAGAGCACACACUUUACUUAGGCGCAGUUUACUUAUUGCAACAAAAGCAAAUCAACAGAAAGUUACAUAUAUAAGUUUCAUGCAAAUUAUUCCAUCAUUUAUCUAGUGGCAAUUUUUGGUCACCAGGACAGUCAAGAGUGUGGAGUUUUCGGAAUUUUUAAGUAUCAACAUUUAAAGAACACUUCAACAAAGAUCCAAGGAAUGCUGUGAUUCAUAACCUGUACCAAGAAAAUUAAAAAUGAGUCUCAUGAAAGAGCGCAAACCAAAGAAACCUCACUACAUUCCUCGGCCUCCAGGAAAGCCAUUUAAAUACAAGUGUUUCCAGUGCCCUUUCACAUGCAAUGAGAAAUCACAUCUGUUUAACCACAUGAAGUACAGUUUGUGUCAAAAUUCUAUCUCUUUAGUGACAGACCAGGACCAAUUAGAAAAAUGUACAAAACUGAGUGCUGAUGUAACCAACAUACCCAAUCAGAAAGACUCUGCACCUAAUGUGAACCUGGAUUCAAGGCUGUCAAACAGUAAUCACUUUCAAAGUUCAGACUACAAUAAAUCUGACAAAACUACAAGCCACCAGAUCAUCGAUAAAGAAAUGAAAGAAAGCACCAGAAUGGAUGAGCAAACUUCAACUACAGUUACAAAAACAAAACAGAAGGAACUACUUCAGAAAAUUCCUAUAGAAAAUGAAACUGAACAAGCACGAUCUUUUGAAAAACAUGAAAGGUCUUCAGCUUUCUUGCCUGUUAGGGUAAUGAAAUUCACUGAUAGCUCAGAAAAAGACAAUGAGAAGACAACCUUUACUUCAGAAAAUACAAACAGGACAUCCACCAUCCCAAAGAAGUCAGCUUUUUAUAGCCCUGGUGACCAACAUAGAGUAUGUCCUACUUCAACUUCACCAGAGCUUUCCAGGAAGUAUGCUGGAAAUAAAUAUUUUGGUUCAAUUCCUCCAAAUUCAUCACCAUUGAUUCCAGAUUAUACCCAUCAUUAUUACAAUGAACGUGGGUUAGGAGUAGUUUUUUCACCCUACCUACUCACUGACAAACCUCUUGAAUAUGACCAUCCAGGAGUUUCGUUCUAUUUUUCUCCUGAACCGCAGAAUUUCUUAUCACCUCAUCUACAAAACAGGGGCAUGAUUUUGCCAAGACACGUUGUUCCAUCGAUAUUAGAGCAGUACAAAAUUCAACAUCAUUCACAUCUUCCCAUUCCUUAUGGUGUCCAUCAUCUGAACUCAGCUGAAUAUGACAUCUCUCAGUUUGGUCUAAAGUCUCAACAAGCACAUAACUUCAGCAGAAAUCAAGAUAAACACCUGUCAGUUGGUAAGCCUUCACUGGAUGAAACUUCACCACCACCAGAAUUAUACUUCCUGAACUCCCACAGAAGACUUUAUAGUGAAUUGCAGAAUCCUAUUCCAACAUCAUUAAGAAAAGAUAAUGAGAGCAAAAUAUUAGGAAUGAAUAGCAAUUUACACACAGGGGAAAAAAGUACAAAAAUGAGCCCUAAAGCAGGAAGUGCUGCAAUGGGCUCUCCAGGUCGACCAAGCCCAACGAUGCAUGUUCAAAAAAGCACGGUUUCAGAAAGUUGUGGAAAAUUGCCCAAAUUUGUUUCAAACUCAAAUAAUAAAACUAAUAGACUUGAUGAAAGCUUCACAACCUUUAAAUCAGUCCGAAGUACAGUGGACCUACAAUCAAAUGAAGCCCAUGUUCAACAUGACCAACCAGAAAGUCAAGGAACUGUUGGCAGAACUCUUUCACCCAAUGACGACUCUACAUAUAAUCCAAUUUAUUCUAAUGUUACCAUUUUGGAUUACUACCAUGGCAAUACUUUGGUACCGACUGACUUAAGUUCAACUCGCAUGAUACCACUAAACCUUUCCAAAAAGAAUAAAGCAAAAUCAGAACCAGAUCAGCCGCCUGGAUCUACAAAUAAAAAUCUUGCACAGGAUUCAAAGGAAGAUGCAUCACAUGACAAUCACUUCCUUCUGGUUCAAGAGUUUGAAACUUCCAAGAUACAGGAUGUACCUUUAAAUCUUUCACUUAAAGUUAACAACCAUGAGUGGAAAACGGCUGAAGAUUCUAUUCCAUUUGAUGUCAAUUUCAAUGACUCAAAGGCACAAGUAAAAAGCUUAAAUGAUAACAAGCUUAACCAUUCAUCAAACGACCUGAAUUUUGACAAAAUUUGCUACAAAACAAAUCAAUGUAAAAGUCAGGCAGAAAAAGCUGCAAACUUGCAAACAGAAAAUGUUGUCAAAUGCACUGAAAGCUGUAACGAUGAACAGAAGCAGUCAGCUGCUGUGGCUCUUUGUCAGUUAGCUGGAUGUAACGAAAGAAAACAUAAUGAGGAAUGGUCAUUUCCACUAAAUGAAGAGCUGGCUCAUAAAAAGGAACCAAGCUAUGAAAGAAAGCACAAAUGCAAUUCCCCUGCAGUUGAAAAAGUAGGAAAACAGAAAUCAAGGUAUCAGAAAAGAUCAAAUGAAGAAAGAAUGAACACACAUUCAGACAAAAAGAUUAGUGAUUGUGAUAGAAUCUUCAGUCUGAGAAAGAGAACUAAAGUUGCAUAAAACAGUACAUCUUCAGCUGAAAUAAACAAGAUUAAUUACUGAACUAUGUGAAGUUGAUGGCAAAUGUUGCUGUCAACAAUUAGUCACAAAAAUAUGGAACAAACCUGGAACGUGUGUGUUUAAGGUCUUUAUUUCAUUUUCAACUGUACACACUAUAUCAAACUGAAUAAAAUAUUAGAAUGGAACAAUACAUCAUAUGAUUGAAGUUAACAGCUCAUGUACUUUCAGUUUGAGUGGUACAGUUUGGUUAGAUGGUACAGUUUGGUUAGAUGGUACAGUACUAUGUUUACAAGGCUGAUAGACAUGGCAUGGAAAGGAUUAAAAAUAAACAAGAGACAAUCAACCUCAGAAGAUCUUUUUUUUAAUUUAGAGCACAUUCUUCUUAAAUAUAUAAAGAAUAUAUCCAAGUGAAAAGAACUUCAUUAUACAAAGUUGCCAAACAAUGUAAAUCCCAAAAAUAUAAAUUAUUUGAUUAUUUCUCUGUUGUUCAACUACCUCACAAGAAAUGAGUAGCAUGUUUCACUUUUUUGUAAAAUGUCCCAAGUAGCCUUUAGAAGAUGACUUAUCUGUAACAUCUUCUGACAAAACAUUAUUGAUUUGAACUACACUAGCAGACACUAAUAGACAGCAGUGAAAUCAAGGGGCCCAUACUAAACAUCAAAUUAGUAUUUGCAUAUCAGUAUCACAUGCAAAGACUAAGUAAUUCCAUUAUAUGAACUCCAGAAAAGAAAAUAAUUUAUGACUAAAAAUAAAGAACCAUUUUCUCUAGCAUAUAUUUAAAAACAUACUGAGAAGAUAUAUAUUUUUUUAAAUUGUGUAACCUUGCUAAUUUAGUAUAUGGCAAUCUGGAUUAUUAAUCACUAGCCUAUGGUAUAUUAAAAGGAAAGCAAGGUCCUGACUACUGUCCAACAAGCCAUCUACAUAGUAACUAGACUUUUUCUGACUUAGGCCUGAUGUAGCUUGCCCCAGACCACAUAACAAGCUCAAGAAGUAGCAGAGCCCCUCAAUAGUGCAAUAAAGAAAAUCAUUCAACCACUUACUAUUGUGUUUACAGAUGAAGAUCAUCAAGCAGCUGUAUCAGAUGACAGAACUGCUACAGUUUACACAUACUUUUGACAUUCAGGGACUAUUAAAGCAUAAAUGACAAAAAAAAAGCAUCAUCACUUCAAACAUGCUAAUAACUACCAUCAAACUAAAGUGAAAUGAAUGAUAAAGAAACUUAUAAUUAUAUUACAAAUAGGUCAUUGUCUCUUUUGUCUUUUUUUCUCAGUUUUGGUAAAAGGACAAGCAGUUAACACCUUCAUGUCUAAGGCUUGUUAGAGCUUCACCAGCAAAAGUGCACCACUAAAAUCAAUGCAACCUACAAUUGUUAUUGCAAAAUUAACUUCAAAAAUGGUGCUCACACUACAUAGCUGAUAAUGGAAAUGAUCAUAUCUUUAAUGUCUAAAUUGACCAAUUGUGAAUAACUGUUCACUGAAUGCACUUACCUGUCACAGACUAAAUGUUAGUUAAAUUACCUAUGUACAGUUAUCUCAGUACUUAUAACUUAUUCAAAAGUCUGUGAAAAUCAUUAUAACAAUGUACAUGUUUUUGCAUUCUUAUCUGAAAUACUGGGAAAUAAGUUCUUGAGGGUUAUACUGUAUAGGAAAAAUAUAAUGAGGACAUUACUCUAGCAAACUUCUGGUGAUGGAAAUACUGUGAUGCUCAGCCAUUCAUUAUGUUAAAAGAUUGAUAUGCUUCUUGUUAUUGGAUUAAAGACAUUUUACCGCGUACAAAUAAUUGUCUCAUUCCUUGAUUAACAUUGAGAAACUACGUAGUACUUAAAAAAUACAAAUGUUACAUCUUCUCACAGAUAACUGUAUUUGUAACAUUUAUCAAAUGAAUAUUUUAUACACUCAUAUAAACUAUAUUUAAGAAUAUUGUAGCCAAAAGUUUUACCAAUUAAUCCACAUGUAAUGUGAUUAAGUACACAAUUUUAAAGCGGUGGAAAUGUAAGCAAAUAGGUAAAUCAGAUAAGGAGAUGAAAAUCAUAAUACGAAACAGUAGUUUUGGUUGAAUUUUUACUUAAGGAAGAUAUAAUUUUUGUUAACUUGUUCAAGAUGAAAAUAACAUUAACAAUAUAAACAUAGAAACAUAGAAAAAAAUGUUUUUAUUAAAAAAAGGUAGUUGUGAUUGAGAAAGUACCACUUGAGCUGGUGAUGGAGACCAGAACUCUUACAGAAAGCCACAGACCAAGUAGAAUAAGUUCUUGAUGCUGUACAUGGAGAUGGUGGCCCAAGGUGUCUAUUUCAUGCUAUACAAUUCUAUACCUUAGCUGCUUCUAUUUGUAUCACAAAAUCAAUUGCAGAGCCUCAACAGCCACACAAGUCUAGCAAACAAGUUAGGAUUUAUACACCUACAGAUUUUCAAAAAUAAAAUCAUUAGUAUAAGCAUA
Hypanus sabinus (Atlantic stingray) is the source of this 4989-nucleotide messenger RNA. It is a transcript of the gene znf750, whose product is annotated as zinc finger protein 750. NCBI's taxonomy places the organism in Eukaryota, Metazoa, Chordata, Chondrichthyes, Myliobatiformes, Dasyatidae. Gene Ontology annotation, molecular function: promoter-specific chromatin binding; RNA polymerase II cis-regulatory region sequence-specific DNA binding; DNA-binding transcription activator activity, RNA polymerase II-specific. Gene Ontology annotation, biological process: epidermis development; positive regulation of transcription by RNA polymerase II. The coding region runs from base 240 to 2555 and encodes 771 amino acids. The record is from RefSeq and is a predicted model, not a curated record. The transcript has 3 exons. Gene Ontology annotation, cellular component: nucleus.